UAUAAACCCAGAAUCCUCUUUUCUAAACCCUAAUUUCUCUCUAUUGAUUUGUACGAUAGCUAUGAACAAAACAGUCGUAAGAUGUCUUCUUUCUCGUUCCCAUCAUCUUCUCAUUCAAUUCUCCACCAAUUCAUCUCUUAAUCGCUCUCUCCUCGCUACAGUCUCCACCUGUAGCCGUUAUCUCACCUCCAGGUUUAUCUCCACUCCUCCUCCCGACGAAAUGUACGGUUUUGACGAACCUUUCUCACCUAACGAAUCGCGAGAAGUCGCGGGUUUGACUAAAGACCACUCCUUUCUCCUAGAUUCCUUAGCUGACUCUCCAAAGACCAAUGUCCACACAACUGAAUCACCUUCCCUUGAUGCUAUAGCCAUUGCUAACGCUGUUUCUCGUGGCGAUGACGUGUCUGGGAGUAACAAAUCCCAGAAGCUUCUUAGACAAUUUAGAGAGAAACUAAACGAGAGAUUAGUGAUUGAGGUGUUGCGUUUGGUAGAAAAGCCCUCUGCUGUUAUCAGCUUUUUUAUUUGGGCAGGUAGGCAGAUAGGUUACAAGCACACACCACUUGUGUACAACGCUUUGGUUGACUUGAUUGUAACUGAUAAUGACGAAAAAGUCCCUGAAGAGCUCUUGGAACAGAUCAGAGAAGAUGAUAAGGAGAUGCUGGGAGAGUUUCUGAAUGUGUUGAUAAGGAGACGUUGCGGGAACGGUUCUUUUAGUGUUGCUCUUGAGGAGUUAGGGAGGUUGAAGGAUUUUAGGUUUAGACCUUCGAGAGCUACUUAUAAUUGUUUGGUUCAGGGUUUCUUGAAAGCAGGUAGUUUGGAAUCUGCUUCUUUGGUUCAUCGGGAGAUGUCGCUUGGGAAUGUGAGUAUGGAUGGGUUUACGUUAAGAUGCUUUGCUUAUUCUCUAUGUAAAGUGGGGAAGUGGAGGGAGGCUUUAGCGUUGGUGGAGACUGAGAAGUUUGUGCCUGAUACUGUUUUUUAUACGAAACUGAUAUCUGGUUUGUGUGAAGCUUCGCUUUUUGAAGAGGCUAUGGAUUUUUUGAAUAGGAUGCGAGCUGCUUCAUGUCUUCCUAAUGUGGUGACUUAUUCUACUUUGCUGUGUGGGUGUUUGAAUAAAAAGCAGCUGGGGAGGUGUAAGAGGGUACUUAAUAUGAUGAUGAUUGAAGGUUGUUAUCCGAGUCCUAAGGUUUUUAAUUCUCUUGUGCAUGCUUAUUGCACAACGGGAGAUUAUUCAUAUGCAUACAAAUUGUUAAAGAAAAUGGUUCAGUGUGGUCACAUGCCAGGAUAUGUUGUGUACAAUAUAUUGAUUGGGAGUAUCUGUGGUGGCAAAGACUCGCUUAGUGGUGAUCUUUUGGAAUUGGCUGAGAAAGCGUACAGUGAAAUGCUUGCUGCAGGGGUUGUUCUUAAUAAGAUUAAUGUCAGCAGCUUCACGAGGUGUCUUUGUGGCGCUGGGAAGUAUGAGAAGGCGUUCAGUGUUAUCCGUGAAAUGAUCGGCCAGGGAUUUAUACCAGAUAAUAGUACUUAUUCCAAAGUUCUUGGUUAUUUAUGUAAUGCGUCGAAAAUGGAAAUGGCGUUUCUGUUGUUUGAAGAGAUGAAAAACCGUGGCCUUGUUGCCGAUGUCUACACAUAUACUAUCAUGGUAGAUAGUUUCUGUAAAGCUGGCCUGAUUGAACAGGCUCGCAAGUGGUUCGAUGAAAUGAGGAAAGUUGGUUGUACACCUAACGUCGUCACGUAUACUGCUCUUAUCCAUGCUUACCUUAAGGCUAAGAAGGUCAGCUAUGCGAAUGAGCUGUUUGAAACGAUGCUGUCUGAAGGGUGUGUCCCCAACAUCGUUACAUAUUCUGCCUUAAUUGAUGGCCAUUGUAAAGCUGGACAAACGGAGAAAGCUUGCCAGAUUUUUGAAAGAAUGUGUGGCAGCAAAGAUGUUCCAGAUGUAGAUAUGUACUUCACGCAGCACGAUGGUGAGAGACCAAAUGUAGUUACGUAUGGAGCUUUGGUAGAUGGUUUCUGCAAGUCGCAUAGGGUAGAGGAAGCUCGUAAGUUGUUAGAUGCUAUGUCCAUGGGAGGUUGUGAACCGAAUGAGAUUGUGUAUGAUGCUCUUAUCGAUGGACUCUGCAAGGUUGGGAAACUAGAGGAAGCGCAAGAAGUGAAAACUGAGAUGUCUGAGCAUGGAUUUACCGCAACCAUAUAUACUUACAGUUCGUUGAUUGAUCGUUAUUUCAAAAUGAAGCGCCAAGAUUUAGUUUCAAAAGUGUUGUCGAAGAUGCUUGACAACUGUAAGCCCAAUGUGGUUAUAUACACUGAGAUGAUUGAUGGCUUGUGCAAGGUUGGUAAAACUGAUGAAGCUUAUAAGCUCAUGAAAGUGAUGGAAGAAAACGGGUGUCAGCCAAAUGUUGUGACGUACACGGCGUUGAUUGACGGAUUUGGAAAGAUUGGUAAAAUAGAAACAUGCCUUGAGCUCGUAGAGCGAAUGGGUUCCAACGGUGUUGCUCCAAAUUAUGUUACUUAUAAGGUGUUGAUAGGUCAUUGUUGCCAAAACGGUGUAUUGGAUGUGGCUUACAAUCUUUUAGAAGAAAUGAAACAGACACAUUGGCCUACACACACCGCAGGAUAUCGCAAAGUCAUUGAAGGAUUCAGUAAAGAGUUCAUAGAAUCUCUUGGGCUUCUCGAUGAGAUAACCAAGGAUGAUACUGCUCCUUUUCUUUCUGUAUAUAGGCUUUUGAUUGAUAAUCUUAUUAAAGCUGAGAGGUUGGAGAUGGCUCUUACGCUUCUUGAAGAGGUUGCAACAUUGUCACCCACGUUGGCUAACUACAGUAGUACAUAUAAUAUGUUGAUUGAAAGCCUUUGUCUUGCUAAUAAAGUGGAUAAGGCUUUUCAGUUGUUCUCGAACAUGACGAAGAAAGGUGCCAGUCCGGAUAUGGAAACAUUUUGUAGCCUUAUCAAGGGACUUUUCCGGAACAGGAAGAUCAGUGAAGCACUUUUGCUUCUGGAUUUCGUAUCACAUAUGGAAAGAAAUAUCUGAUGGGGAUUAGGCUUAUUGAUCCACGAUGUCUAGUUCUGAUGUGAUCAAUUAAAUGGUGCAUCUGAUGCAGAGCAUUCAAAGCGUUAAAUUUCCAAGGUUGGAGCAUCCUAUUGAAGGUUGGGAGCUAUUGAUAGCUCGGGAAGAUCAGUAGGAGCAGGUGGCGUCUUGGGUUUUUGGGGCCAGAAUCCUUGGUUCUCCUUUGUACUGGAUCUGUAAAUUUGUACUUGUAAUGAUUCUCUGGGCUCACUGUAGUUGAUUGACCCUUUUGAACACACAACAACUGCAUCAAUGCUUGCUAAAGAGAAGACAGUCCAUAAGGAGGUGAUACAUGAAAGUAUUGUUUUGGAGGUGCAAAUAUGGUCAUAAAAUCAUCAAAAGGCUUCUGAAAAAUCUUGUUUGUUGGAUUAUAAAUUGAUACGAACAAAAAGAGUUUGGUUGGUAUAUGUGUUAGUUACAUGUGGCGCCUGGCAUCACCUGAUGAAUCAAAGCGCUACUCAGAAGCUAUCUUUCAAUAGAGAAUUGGAUAUCAUGCGCCUAAAGUCGGUGCUUCUUGUACUUUACUUGAACAAUUUAAAUGAAAUUGUAAAGAGCAUCAUCAUAUGCAAAAUCCGAAAAGAGUGAUCCUCUGUAAAUUCGUUGUUCUUGUUUUUUUUUUGGUGAGCUGUAUAUAAUACGAUUUAUCUUUUACGUGGUGAUAAAGGUUUACA
Molecule: messenger RNA, 3726 nt
Organism: Eruca vesicaria subsp. sativa (arugula)
Lineage: Eukaryota; Viridiplantae; Streptophyta; Magnoliopsida; Brassicales; Brassicaceae
Source: the annotation of a GenBank genome assembly